Messenger RNA from Patiria miniata (bat star), 2097 nucleotides. RefSeq names its product nephrin-like. Bases 307 to 1866 code for a protein of 519 amino acids. Lineage: Eukaryota; Metazoa; Echinodermata; Asteroidea; Valvatida; Asterinidae. The record is from RefSeq and is a predicted model, not a curated record. The transcript has a single exon.
GCUUGCCCUGUCCGGCCGGGGCGCCACGGUGUUGCCAUACCAACCCAACAGGCUCCCAGUAACCGCAUGUAGCUGUAGAUACCACGUGACGGUGACGUCACAGCUACCAGCCUUCGGAUACCGGAAAACCACGCAAUGACACAAGUUCCCGAAGUAAAAAAAGGAUGUUGUCUUAUUAAACAACACGCACAGCACUAAAACAAAGCACUUUUAGCACCACACGUGUCGAGGACAGUCGGCUUAUCUUUCCAACAUUUUGAAUGAUUUUUGUAUUCCUGAAUUCCAUUGAUUGAUGACCCAAGCAGUAUGGAUGCUUUCUACAAGUCCAUCUGCGGUGCUUUGGUUCUGUUGUUUCUGAUCGUCUGCAGUGUGGGAGUUAAGGGGAUUUCUAUCGUCACAAACUCUCCAGAACUGGCUGUAAGAGAAGGGCAGACGGCCAUGUUGGGGUGCACAGUGGAAGGCAAAUCGCCCAAAGAGAAACUCCGGUGGUACCGCGUCGUGGACGGUGAGUUCGUGCCGAUCAGCCGGGAUGCGGACAUAGAGGCCGGGGCCAGACCAGCCACCGGGGAGUAUAGGAUCACUGGUAACCGUCGAAGAGGAGAGUACACCUUGGAGAUUACCAGCGCGAAUCGAAGAGACUCGGGGGAGUACAGGUGUGGAUACCAACAGGGAGGUAGCAAUGUCGCCCCGGCAUCCGUUGAGCUUCAGGUAGUGGUUCCCCCUGAUAUCACUUCGCCUAUUUGCCAAAUGAUGCCCGUGGAUGAUGCCUCGUCUUCGGUUCCGGGUUUCUUCAAAGUUGGAGACGCUGUCCGUCUUGAGUGCACGUCUACGGAAGGCAUCCCGCCAGCUUCCCUCGGAUGGAAGCGGGGAAGGACAGUCUUGAUUCAAGACGCCCCGGGAAGGGUCUCCAUCGAUCGGGUCAUCCAGCCGGCAGAUAUUGGGCAGGAGUUCACUUGUUAUGCGGACAGCCUCGCCUGGGAUGAGCCGCGGUCCUGUACCUUAAUCCCCGCAGCCACACCUCCCCGAGUUCGAAUCAUGCCCGAUUCGGUAUCGCUACCAGUAGAAGGCGGUACGACGUUUACCUGCGCGGCAGACGAUGACGCGCCACCCGAUAGCAGCUACACGUGGUUCCUAAACGGGAACGAGAUCCUCGUCAACGGCAGGGGACGGUUUGAAAUUUCGUCUGAUACGAAGAGCUUGACGAUGGGACGGAUUAAGAAAUCGGACGAAGGUGCUGUGUUGGCUUGUGAGCUGAACUUCCAAGGUGGGGUACUAGGUCGGGCCGAAGCAGCGAUUGACGUCCUUGGGGUACAAGAGACCUCCGAUGCUGACACGACCACAGCUCAGCCGGCAACAACGUGGACAUCAUCAGUGCCAUUGUCAUCGUCGCGGGUGUCAUCGACGGUGUCACCAGGUGAUGAGGUGACAAACCUACCGGGGACAGACGACACGACUCACAUGUCGAUGGAGCUCAUCAUAGUCAGCGCGGUGGCCGGCCUCGCUGUAGGCGCCUUAGCCAUCAUCCUCAUCGUCUACAUCAUCAAGAGACGCCGAAAGCGAAAAGCGAAACGGCAGAAUCGGAACCAACCGGAAUCGACUCCAGCAGCGGGCCUGCCCAUGAAACAACAGCUGAGAGCCCAGAACGGCGUGCAGGUAUCGGAGGACGGUUACACGAUACUACGGAAACCGAAUGUGAGUUGUAGCGAUUACGAGACAGUGGAGCACGGCGUUCUCCCGUCGGCACCAACUUUAGAGCAAGGCGACAGUGACAUGUGCUGGGAUUAUGAGAUACCCUACUCAAAUAACCACUCGAAAAGACCACCAAUGGUAGUAGAAAACCCUGUUUACUUAGAAAUUAUCGAAUAAUAAACACACACACACAAAAUGCAAUUUUUAACUUAUUUUUUAGCCUUAAACAGGUUGGUAGCCUGUAGGGCAAAGGCCGGUUCACACUUUAUAGUUCAUGCGAAUGCGAUGCGAAUUUGACGUCACGAAGCAUCGCUGUGCGAAAAAAUCACAAAUUUACGUUUGCGUUCGAGUAUGGACAGGUGUAGCAUGAAAAACCUAAUAGGUUUUAUGAAAUACGGACUCUUUGGU